This is a messenger RNA of Prunus mume (Japanese apricot), 1770 nucleotides long. It is a transcript of the gene ELM1, whose product is annotated as fission ELM1-like protein (DUF1022). Gene Ontology annotation, biological process: mitochondrial fission. The record is from RefSeq and is a predicted model, not a curated record. Gene Ontology annotation, cellular component: mitochondrial outer membrane. NCBI's taxonomy places the organism in Eukaryota, Viridiplantae, Streptophyta, Magnoliopsida, Rosales, Rosaceae.
CCUUGUUUUGCUGGGUGACUUUCUGGGCAACCAAAGAGUAGACAGAGGCAGGCCAGUCGAGCAAAAUUAACUACCGUAUCUAUUCCACCAUCCUUCGCGGUUCUCACCGAUUCUUUCCUCUAACCCUCAACUCUGCUCGCCUCUUGGCAUCAAGUUUCGAAUUGAAGAUCCAAAAUCUCAAGUUCCAUGAGGCCCAUACAACUUCCGGAGCCGCCCAGUCCCAAACUGGGCACGCCGGAAAUCUUCGAAGGUGGCGUAUACGGCGUCGUUAGGCGCGCCGUUGUGAUUGGCAACGGCUUCCCGGGUUCGGAGAAUCAGAGCAUCGGCUUGGUUCGUGCUCUCGGCCUCGCUGAUAAGCAUGUGUUAUAUCGGGUUACAAGGCCAAAAGGAGGAAUCAAUGAAUGGCUUCACUGGCUCCCAGUUUCUCUUCACAAGAAGUUAGAUUACAUCAUAAGGCGGAUCUGUGUUUUAUUGAUAUAUCGAGGGCAGAAAACUUUGCCUUCACCUACAGAAAAUGGUGGAAGUGCGGGCUUGAAAUGUGUUUUAGAAGCUGAUGUCCAGCAGAUUGUGACAAUGGCUCGUCAGACUUUUGAAAAGGAUGGACCUAUAUUGGUGGUAGCUUCGGGCAGGGAUACCAUUUCUGUUGCAAGUUCUAUUAAACGACUAGCAUCGGAUAAUGUUUUUGUUGUUCAGAUACAACAUCCCAGGUUGCAUCUAAAUAGGUUUGACUUGGUGAUUACCCCUAAACACGAUUAUUAUCCUUUGACUCCUGAAGCACAAAAGCAGGUUCCUCAAUUUAUUCAUAGGUGGUUAACUCCUCGUGAAGCUCCUGACAGGCAUGUGGUCCUCACUACUGGAGCUUUACAUCAAAUUGACGCUACUGCACUUCGAAACGCAGCUAGUGCAUGGCGUGAUGAGUUUGCAACUCUUCCAAAGCCCAUACUUGUGGUGAACAUUGGUGGCCCUACAGGAAAUUGUCGUUAUGGUGCUGACCUUGCAAAGCAAUUGACAACGAAUCUGCAUAGUGUUCUUGCAAGCUGUGGAAGCAUCAGAAUAUGUUUCUCUAAUAGGACGCCUGAAAAAGUAUCUAAUGUCAUGACAAAAGAGCUUGGAGAUAACCCAAAAGUUUACAUCUGGGAUGGUCAAGAGCCAAACCCACACAUGGGCCAUCUAGCCUGGGCCGAUGCUUUUGUUGUCACUGCAGAUUCUGUCAGUAUGAUAAGUGAGGUUUGCAGCACUGGGAAGCCUGCCUAUAUUAUGGGAGCUGAGCGUUGUACAUGGAAGUUGUCAGAGUUCCAUAAAUCACUCAAAGAGAGAGGAGUAGUUCGACCAUUUACAGGUUCUGAGAAUAUUUCAGAGAGCUGGAGUUACCCUCCACUCAAUGACACCGCAGAAGCAGCGAGUCGAGUGCAUAAAGCACUUGCUGAGCGUGGAUGGAGAUUGCGGCCAUAGGAAGUGAAUUGAUAAUCAUUGCUUCUUGUAAACACAUUCAAAUCUUAUGUUAAAAGGUACACCCGUUACAAAUUAGGUUUUCCUGAUAGCACGUAUAGGAAUGACAGCUAAAGGCUGUGGUAGCACGUAUAUUUUGAUUUUUCCCCCUUUUUGGGGUCUUGAGAUGUGUAGAAUAAAGGCUAUCUAUAAUUGUGCGGCUUGUAAAUUUGAGGGGCGAGCUUUUAUUUUUCUAAGGUUGGGUUGGUCUUUAUUCUGAAAACAAUUCAUUUGUAAUUUAAAGUGGUUUACUAGAUUCUUUUCUAUUUCCAAUUACUUAGA